UUCUGUUGCAUUACUAUACACGGUAGCAGAGCAGCAGAGCGGCGGUGUUGGUGCUGGAUGUGAACAUGAGACACACUGUGCUCUGUGUGCUGGGGUUAUUCUCGCUCCUCUACUGUGGACAUGCUCAAGAUGCUGUGUUGACCAUUGAACCAAACUGGUCCACUUUAUUUACCGGAGAGUCUGUUACCUUCAUAUGUGACAUGAGGGAAGGAAAAGACACCGACUGGUAUUACUCAAUCUGGAAGGAUGGUCGAGACUUUUUCUCCUUCAACUCAAAUAAGAGACGUACUUUACAACCACUAGCUACAGGAUAUAGUGGUGUAUACCAGUGCAUUGGUGAUCACAUCUCGCCACGUUUUAGAAAAGAAAGUAAUAAAGUCUCUCUAACUGUAUCAGCAUACAAACCCCGGGCUAAACUGACUGCUGUUAACACAGACAUUCCAGUACGGGGCAGUGUGACCCUGACCUGCUCUCUGAACACAGCAUCAUCAUCAUCAUCAUCAUCAUCAUCAUCAUCAUCUUCAUCUGGUUGGAAAUACUUCUGGUACAGAGACAAGAAAACCUCUGAACCCCUGACCUCACAAGAUACUGUCUUCCUCUCAACUGGACAAAUCAGUGUCUCAGUAGGAGGAGUCUACUGGUGCAGAGGAGGAAGAGGGAGCCCUGUCUACUACACAGAGUACAGUGAUCCAAUCACUGUCAACAAAAAACUUGUAAACAAGGCUGUUGUGACUCUUCAACCAAACUGGUCUGAAAUAUACGAAGGAGAGAAGAUCACUCUCAGAUGUGAGAUCCAGGGAGGAAGAGUCACUGAGUGGACAUAUGGAUGGACAACACCCAGCUCAAACACAUUUCCAGCAGACAAUGCAUACGUUAUUAUCAGUGCUACUAAGUCCCACAGUGGACAAUACCGUUGUAUGGGUAGAAGAGACACCUAUACCUCAACAGAGUGGAGUGAAGCCAUCACAUUGAACGUCUUGUCAUACAAACCCCGGGCUGAACUGACUGCUGUUAACACAGACAUUCCAGUACGGGGCAGUGUGACCCUGACCUGCUCUCUGAACACAGCAUCAUCAUCAUCAUCAUCAUCAUCAUCAUCAUCAUCAUCAUCAUCUUCAUCUGGUUGGAAAUACUUCUGGUACAGAGACAAGAAAACCUCUGAACCCCUGACCUCACAAGAUGCUGUCUUCCUCUCAACUGGACAAAUCAGUGUCUCAGUAGGAGGAGUCUACUGGUGCAGAGGAGGAAGAGGGAGCCCUGUCUACUACACAGAGUACAGUGAUCCAAUCACUGUCAACAAAAAACUUGUAAACAAGGCUGUUGUGACUCUGCAACCAAACUGGUCUGAAAUAUACAGAGGAGAGAUGAUCACUCUCACAUGUGAGAUCCAGGGAGGAAGAGUCACUGAGUGGACAUAUGGAUGGACAACACCCAGCUCAAACACAUUUCCAGCAGACAACGCAUACGUUAUUAUCAGUGCUACUAAGUCCCACAGUGGACAAUACCGUUGUAUGGGUAGAAGAGACACCUAUACCUCAACAGAGUGGAGUGAAGCCAUCACAUUGAACGUCUUGUCAUACAAACCCCGGGCUGAACUGACUGCUGUUAACACAGACAUUCCAGUACGGGGCAGUGUGACCCUGACCUGCUCUCUGAACACAGCAUCAUCAUCAUCAUCAUCAUCAUCAUCAUCAUCAUCUUCAUCUGGUUGGAAAUACUUCUGGUACAGAGACAAGAAAACCUCUGAACCCCUGACCUCACAAGAUGCUGUCUUCCUCUCAACUGGACAAAUCAGUGUCUCAGUAGGAGGAGUCUACUGGUGCAGAGGAGGAAGAGGAGAGCCUGUUUACUACACACACUACAGUGGUUCAAUCAUUGUCAACAAAAAACUUGCAAACAAGGCUGUUGUGACUCUUCAACCAAACUGGUCUGAAAUAUACGAAGGAGAGAAGAUCACUCUCAGAUGUGAGAUCAUUGAUGAAGGAGACACUGAGUGGGAGUAUGAAUGGACAACAACCAGCUCAAUAAAACCUUUAAAGCAAAAUGAACACCAUAUUAGAUUUGCUGAUGCCUCCCACAAUGGGACCUACAGGUGUAAGGGUAGAAUGAAAAGUGCACAGCAGUCUUUAACAGAGUGGAGUGAUCCCAUUACAUUGACAGUAUCAAACAAGCCUGUCCUCACUGUGUCUCCAUCAUGGCUGAGUCCUGGAGCCUCAGUAAUUCUGAACUGCAGUGUUAAAGAUCCAUCUGCAGGAUGGAGGUUCUACUGGUAUAAGGCUGUUCCUGAUCUGUCAGACAUCUCCUACAGCUAUGAUCUGCUACCUGGCAGCACCAACGGGACUGAACAGGAUUCCUACAUCGUUGAUGGACAGACACACACAGCAGGAUAUGUGUGCAGAGCUGCAAGAGGAGAUCCAGUGUUUUACACUUAUUACAGUGAACCGAAGUUUGUCUGGUCUGGAGAAUUUGAUUUGUCAGCAUCUCUCACAGUGAGUCCUGACAGAGUGCAACACUUCACCUCUGACUCUGUGUCACUGAGCUGUGAGGGAAACUCUACUAAGUGGAGAGUGAAGAGUCUUCCUGAGAACAGCUACUGGUCAUACUGCUCCAACUGGAGGAGAAUGACCAGAUCUACAUGCACCAUACACCGUUACAGACUCAGUGCUGCUGUGUUCUGGUGUGAGUCUGGAUCAGGAGAGUUCAGCAACGCAGUCAACAUCACUAUACAGGAUGAAGAUAUUAUCCUGGUGAGCCCCGUCCGUCCUGUGACUGAGGGAGAUUUUGUUACUCUUAACUGCGAAUCGAGAAGACAAAUUAUUUCCUCGAAUGUUUUUUUCUAUCGAAAUGGUGAAGUCAUUCAAAAUGACACCAGAAGGGAGCUAAAUAUCUCUGCAGUGUCGAAGUCAGAUGAAGGCCUCUACAAGUGUCAACUCUCAGGAACAGUGUCCACACAGAGCUGGAUGUCAGUUAAAGCACUGUCCAGGCCUGAAAGCUCUUCAUUUCCUGUGCUGUUGAUUAUUGGGCUGGUUUGUGGAAUCAUACUUGUUAUUCUUCUGCUUCUAUUGUGUCGCUUCAGACUGUCCAAAGAUUCAUGCUUUAACAGGCCGAUCCAGACCGAGAGCACCAAUCGGGGCUCCGCCACUAGUGACGUGGUCAACCAGAAUGAGGUUCAGCGUAAUGAAUAUUCCAGUCUUCUCCAUGGUGCAGCUGAAUCCCAGGAUGCCACGUAUUCUUUGCUUGAAUUGAAAAACAUUGGAAAGAAGGGGAAGCAACAUAACCCAGAGGAGAGUUGUGUGUACUCUGAUGUGAAUAUAGGAACUGCAGAUGACAAUCUGAUGUACGCCCAAGUCGACUGCCGCAAUAAAGCUAAAGUCAAGAAGAAGAAAGGGAAAUCAACUCCUUCAGCAACUGAUGAAACAGUUUAUUCUGAAGUUAAACCACAAACAGCUCUUGGAUUUCUCUUCAUAUGCUACAGUUUACAGCUUUCUCUUUACACCAAGCAGAAGCAGAGUAACAGAAUGUCGGUGCUGGAUGUGAACAUGAGACACACUGUGCUCUGUGUGCUGGGGUUAUUCUUGCUCCUCUACUGUGGACAUGCUCAAGAUGCUGUGUUGACCAUUGAACCAAACUGGUCCACUUUAUUUACCGGAGAGUCUGUUACCUUCAUAUGUGACAUGAGGGAAGGAAAAGACACCGACUGGUAUUACUCAAUCUGGAAGGAUGGUGGAGAAUCUUCCCCCUUCUACUCAAAUAAGAGACGUACUUUACAACCACUAGCUACAGGAUAUAGUGGUGUAUACCAGUGCAUUGGUGCUCACAUCUCGCCACGUUUUAGAAAAGAAAGUAAUAAAGUCUCUCUAACUGUAUCAGACAAAGAUGUGAUCCUGGAAACUCCUGCAUCCACUUUGUUUGAAGGAGAAUCAGUGACUCUGCGCUGUAGACAUCGUACUCAGACAGAGGAGAAGAAUGCUGUCUUCUACAAAGACGGAUCACCUAUUCAAAUAGACACAAACCAUCAGUCACUGAUAAUAUCAAAAAACACAGUUCAAGUAAAAUCAGAUCGGAGCUCUUACAUGUGUAAAUUUGAGGACGAAGAAUCCGAACCAAUAAAACUGAAAAUGGAACCCCAACCAAAGGCCCAACUGAGCAAAGACGUUUCAGCAGAGGGCAGUGUGACCCUGACCUGCUCUGUGAACCCAUCAUCAUCAUCAUCAUCAUCAUCUGGUUGGAAAUACUUCUGGUACAGAGGAGAGAAAACCUCUGAACCCCUGACCUCACAAGAUGUUGUUCUCCUCUCAACUGAAACAAUCAGUGUCUCAGUAGGAGGAGUCUACUGGUGCAGAGGAGGAAGAGGAGAGACUGUUUACUACACAGAGUACAGCGAUCCAGUCGUCACAUACAGGGCUGUUGUGACUCUGCACCACAACUGGCCUGAGAUAUACUCUGGAGAGAUGAUCACUCUCACAUGUGAUAUUGAGGAAGGAGGAGACACUGAGUGGGAGUAUGAAUGGAGAACAUCUAGCUUAUACAAACCUAAAAAACAAAAAGAAUACAUGAUUAGAUAUGCUCUGUCAUCACACAGUGGAAACUACAGUUGUUUGGGCAGACUGAAAGGUGAACAGUCUUCAACGGAGUUGAGUGAUGCUUUCACAUUGAGAAUAUCUAACAAGCCUGUCCUCACUGUGUCUCCAUCAUGGCUGAGUCCUGGAGCCUCAGUAAUUCUGAACUGCAGUGUUAAAGAUCCAUCUGCAGGAUGGAGGUUCUACUGGUAUAAGGCUGUUCCUGAUCUGUCAGACAUCUCCUACAGCUAUGAUCUGCUACCUGGCAGCACCAACGGGACUGAACAGGAUUCCUACAUCGUUGAUGGACAGACACACACAGCAGGAUAUGUGUGCAGAGCUGCAAGAGGAGAUCCAGUGUUUUACACUCAUUACAGUGAACCAAAGUUUGUCUGGUCUGGAGAUGUUCAUCCAGCAGCAUCACUCACAGUGAGUCCUGACAGAUCGCAGCACUUUAACCAAGAGUCUCUGUCACUGAGCUGUGAGGGAGACUCCACUGAGUGGAGAGUGAAGAAGUUUUCUGAACAUAGUAGCACUGUGUCUUCCUGUUCUUCUUUGGGUAAAAUGAAUGGAUCCACAUGCAACAUAGACCGUUUCUGGAUUAGUGGAGUGUACUGGUGUGAGUCUGAAACAGGACAGAUCAGCAAUGCAGUCAACAUCACUAUACAGUAUGGUGAUAUUAUCCUGGUGAGCCCUGUCCUUCCUGUGGCUGAGGGACAUUCUGUCACUCUUGGCUGCAAGUUGAAGACAGAAAAUGUUCUUUAUAAUGUGGAUUUCUAUAAAAAUGACAAACUCAUCCAAAAUAAUACACAAGGGGAGCUGACUAUAUCUGCAGUGUCAAAGUCAGAUGAAGGCUUUUAUAAAUGUGAAGGAAACGAGUCACCAGGUCGGUGGAGUCAGACGUCAGAAGAGAGUUGGAUGUCAGUAAAACCAGCGUCCAGGUCUGAAGAAAUCUCUCCAUUUCCUGUGCUGUUGAUUGUUGGGCUGGUUGGUGGAGUUUUACUGAUUCUUCUCCUGCCGCUGUUUCUGUAUCGCUACAGAAAGUCAAACGAUUCAUGCUUCAGCAGGUCUCCAAGCACCAAUCAGAGCCCUACAACAUACCACAUGAUCAACCAGGAAGAAACUCAACACAAGGAAUAUGCUUCUGUUGUCCAUGGUGAUGCUUGUUUCUAUGAAACAAUCAAAGGCCCUGAAGAACCUGAACAUGAUGAAUCCAAGGAUGUCACAUAUUCUGUGUUCGAGCUUAAAAACAUUGCUACAAAGGGGAGGAAUAAUGAGCCAAAAGAGAGCACUGUUUACUCGACUGUAAAGAUGGCAUCAGCUGCAGACGACAACCUGUUAUAUGCUCAGGUACACUCCCACACUCAAGCCAAGAAAGAUACAGGUCCUGCAGCAGUAGAUGAAACUGUUUAUUCUGAAGUCAAAAAAGGAACAGGUCUCGGUCAAUAAAGACAUCUGUCUGGACAAAAUCAAUGGAAUGGAUAACAACUUGAAAAACCACAUCAUUGUUUAAAUAAUAUUUACAGCUUUUAUGUAAUCAUUGUGUGCACCUUUGUUGUCUGAACAUCAGGUAUUAUUUUGUACAGUUAAUCUAAUAACAGUUAAUUUACAUAAAGACAUCAUAUGUCUUUAAUCUUCUUUUAAAUGUUUGGUUGAUUGUUGUAUGCUUAAAUAAACGUUUGCUUCAUCAGUA
Sander lucioperca (pikeperch) is the source of this 6252-nucleotide messenger RNA. RefSeq lists its product as uncharacterized. Gene Ontology annotation, molecular function: transmembrane signaling receptor activity. The record is from RefSeq and is a predicted model, not a curated record. The transcript is spliced from 37 exons. Gene Ontology annotation, biological process: cell surface receptor signaling pathway. Lineage: Eukaryota; Metazoa; Chordata; Actinopteri; Perciformes; Percidae. Bases 66 to 6008 code for a protein of 1980 amino acids.